AUGAACUUUGUGAAAACUUAUAUAUAUAAACAAGAAUAUACAGAAGAAGGAAUAAAAGAAUUGGAAAAAGAUGCAAGGAGUGUAAAAGAAAUUGAUGAAAAUAAAAUUCUUAAGGAUCUACCAGAAUUUAAAAGAGGCAAUAACUUUUUAAGUCUAUCUGAACAAUUAGAAUUAAACAAAAAUAAUAAGGGAAAUACAACAAAAGAAAAUCAAGACAAUACAACUUUAUUAGAUAUACCAAAUAUAAAUGAAGAAAAUAUAGACUUAUAUGGAAAUCAUGAAGUAUUUGAUAAUUAUAGUUUUGAAAAAAUUAAAGAAAGAGAAAAAGAAGUUGCUGAUGAAUAUAAAGAAGCAAUAAAAGAUUAUGUUAAAAAAAAAGAAUUAAAAAAUAUAACAUCCCAUGAUGAUAUUUUGAAAGAUGAUAUUAAUCAUAACUUUAAAAAAAUUAAAAAAGAAAUUAUUAAUAAAAAAAAAAAUAAUAAUGAAAUUAAAACAAAUAUUAAAGCUAUAAUUAAAACUACAAAAAAAAAAACAGAUAAUCCAAAUUCUGAUAAUAAAAAUAUUCAAGAUAAAGAAUUAUUGAAAAAUAAUCAACAACCCCAAACUUCUUUUCUUUUAUCUGGAUAUUCAGACGAUUCAGAUGGUUAG
Plasmodium vinckei vinckei is the source of this 648-nucleotide messenger RNA. Its product is annotated as conserved Plasmodium protein, unknown function. The record is from RefSeq and is a predicted model, not a curated record. Bases 1 to 648 code for a protein of 215 amino acids. The transcript has a single exon. NCBI's taxonomy places the organism in Eukaryota, Apicomplexa, Aconoidasida, Haemosporida, Plasmodiidae.